Dovyalis caffra is the source of this 729-nucleotide messenger RNA. Lineage: Eukaryota; Viridiplantae; Streptophyta; Magnoliopsida; Malpighiales; Salicaceae. The record is from the annotation of a GenBank genome assembly.
AUGCAUCCUUUUCAAAGCUUUUACUAUUUAAAUCAAGAUGGAUUCGUACCAGAGCCCAGCUUAGUCAACGUGAUGGACGGUGGAGAAUCGAUCCCGAGCUCAGCUUCAAAAACAGAAGCUAAAAAAUCAACCGAGUCAUCAUGCAAGAGCCAUAAAGAAACAGAAAGGAGACGAAGGCAGCGUAUCAACGCCCAUCUCUCCACCCUCCGUACUCUCCUUCCCAAACCCACCAAGACAGACAAGGCCUCGUUGCUAGCUCAAGUAGUGCAUCAUGUGAGAGACCUAAAAAAGAAGGCAGCUGAGGUGGCACGACAGGAUAGCAAUAACUGUGGCGGCGGAUCAGAGCCCGAAGAGUAUUGGCCAUAUCCAGGAGAAUUAGACGAGGCUACACUGAGUUGCUGUGAUAAUGAAGAGAAGAUGAUAAAAGUAAGUGUUUGUUGUGAAGACAGACCGGGUUUGAACCGGGAUUUGACCCAGGCGAUUAAGUCGGUUCGGGCCAGGGCAGUGUGGGGAGAGAUGAUGACGGUAGCUGGCCGGACCAAGAGUGUGGUGGUGAUGCGGUGGGAUAGUGGUAGCGGUGGCGAGGAGGAUGUUGGGAUUUUGAAACGGGCUUUGGACGCUGUUAUAGAGAACCGGGGCUCGGGUUCUGGGUUGGGCCAAGUGGUCCAGGGGAAUAAAAGGGCGAUAGUCGUUGGUCUGGUCAGGGAUGUUGAUGGAAAUGGAAAUUGA